AUGCUGAACUUCUCUCGCUGGUCGCGCGUCCUGGCGCAGACGCGAUCUGCUCGUACACGCGGUGGCGCGGCACGCCCAAUGUCCCAAGAAGACGAGGAUACUUUACUUCAGCAACUGCAGGCACAGUACGACCAGGCAAAAGCGCGUCUAGCCAAGGAAGAAGAGGCUCGACAAGCCUCUGGCUCAAAUGUGAUUAUAAAAAUGCCUAAAGAGUCAGCUACCGCACCAACGAAGCCUUUGGACAAAAGCACCUCGCCUUUAUGGGACGUCUUGACAGAAGAAGAGCACAAGAAACUCGCAACAUUUGGAAUAAAAACAUUGGAGCAACUACAACAAACAGCGCAAGAAGCUGACGGGGACCUCAACAGACCGCCUUACCCACCUGUCCAGAAGUUGCGGCCUAAAUACCGACUUGCAUACGAACUACACGAGUCAAUACCGCGCAGACUUGCGCUAAAGGGGUCAAAACGCAACAGUUGA
Mycena indigotica is the source of this 480-nucleotide messenger RNA. RefSeq lists its product as uncharacterized. The transcript is spliced from 3 exons. The record is from RefSeq and is a predicted model, not a curated record. Bases 1 to 480 code for a protein of 159 amino acids. Lineage: Eukaryota; Fungi; Basidiomycota; Agaricomycetes; Agaricales; Mycenaceae.